CUGCACCACGGCACCCCAAAUUCGAUGUGUCGCCUCCCGGGCGCAGAGCGCCGGUGCUGAGCGAGGCGGGGGUCGCCGCGGCCGGGAAAAUGCUGGGCAUGUACGUGCCGGACAGGUUCUCCCUGAAGUCCUCCCGGGUUCAGGACGGGAUGGGGCUCUACACGGCCCGCAGAGUGAGAAAGGGUGAAAAGUUUGGACCCUUUGCUGGAGAGAAGAGAAUGCCUGAAGACUUGGAUGAAAAUAUGGAUUACAGAUUGAUGUGGGAGGUUCGGGGGAGUAAGGGAGAAGUUCUGUACAUUUUGGAUGCUACCAACCCACGACAUUCCAACUGGCUUCGCUUUGUCCAUGAGGCACCAUCUCAGGAGCAGAAGAACUUGGCUGCUAUUCAGGAAGGAGAAAACAUUUUCUAUUUGGCAGUUGAAGAUAUAGAAACAGAUACAGAGCUUCUCAUCGGCUACCUGGACAGUGACAUGGAGGCUGAUGAGGAAGAACAGCAAAUUAUGACAGUGAUCAAAGAAGGGGAAGUUGAAAAUUCUAAAGGACAAUCAACAGCUGGCAAAAAAGAUCUCCUUGGCUGUAAAGAGGACUAUGCCUGUCCCCAAUGUGAAUCGAGUUUUACCAGUGAGGAGAUUCUUGCUGAGCAUCUUCAGACACUGCACCAGAAGCCCACAGAGGAGAAAGAAUUUAAGUGCAAGAACUGUGGGAAGAAAUUCCCAGUUAAGCAGGCUUUGCAAAGACAUGUUCUUCAGUGCACAACGAAAAGCAGUCUGAAGGAUUCUUCGCGAAGUUUUCAGUGCUCUGUUUGCAAUUCUUCCUUCAGUUCAGCAUCGAGUUUUGAGCAGCACCAGGAGACCUGUCAGGGGGAUGCUAGGUUCGUGUGCAAGGCUGAUAGCUGUGGAAAGAAGCUGAAGAGUAAGGAUGCUCUGAAAAGACACCAGGAAAAUGUCCACACUGGAGAUCCUAAGAAAAAGCUCAUAUGUUCAGUGUGCAAUAAAAAGUGUUCUUCAGCAUCAAGCCUACAAGAACAUAGAAAGAUUCAUGAGAUAUUUGAUUGUCAAGAAUGUAUGAAGAAAUUUAUUUCAGCUAAUCAGCUAAAACGUCAUAUGAUCACUCACUCAGAAAAACGACCGUAUAAUUGCGAAAUUUGUAAUAAAUCUUUCAAGAGGCUCGAUCAAGUGGGUGCCCACAAAGUAAUACACAGUGAAGAUAAACCUUACAAAUGCAAGCUGUGUGGAAAGGGAUUUGCCCACAGAAAUGUUUACAGGAAUCACAAAAAGACCCACUCUGAGGAGAGACCAUUCCAAUGUGAGAAAUGUAAAGCUUUGUUCCGGACCCCAUUUUCUCUGCAGAGACACCUGCUAAUACAUAACAGUGAGAGGACCUUCAAGUGUCAUCACUGUGUUGCUACCUUUAAACGGAAGGAUACAUUAAAUGUUCAUGUCCAGGUGGUCCAUGAAAGACACAAGAAAUACAGAUGUGAGCUAUGUAAUAAGGCAUUUGUUACACCUUCAGUGCUUAGAAGUCAUAAAAAAACGCAUACAGGAGAAAAGGAGAAGGUCUGCCCAUAUUGUGGUCAGAAAUUUGCCAGCAGUGGGACACUGAGAGUUCAUAUCCGGAGCCACACAGGUGAGCGUCCCUAUCAAUGUCCCUACUGUGAAAAAGGAUUCAGUAAAAAUGAUGGACUGAAGAUGCACAUUCGUACUCACACAAGGGAGAAGCCGUACAAGUGCUCAGAGUGCAGCAAGGCCUUCAGCCAGAAGCGAGGCCUGGAUGAGCACAAGAGGACGCAUACUGGAGAAAAGCCUUUUCAGUGUGAUGUUUGUGACUUGGCUUUUAGCCUGAAGAAAAUGCUGAUCCGACACAAGAUGACUCAUAAUCCCAAUCGUCCACUGGCAGAAUGCCAGUUUUGCCAUAAGAAGUUUACAAGGAAUGACUACCUCAAAGUGCACAUGGACAAUAUCCAUGGUGUAGCUGACAGCUAAUGGUAGCUGUAAAGGAAUUAAACCAUUCAGAAGAGCUUCUAAUAUGAAUACCAGAUUUUUCUCACCUGAUCAGCAUAACAGAAGUAGCCAAAAGUAAUUUACUAGUCUCACAGUUUUUAUUUGCCUACCUUUAUAGUCUGUAGAAACACAUACAAAAAAAAAGGAAAAAUCUUACUUUUACCAAGAAAUGAUACAAAUGGAAAAAAAAAUCACUCCAGCCUUGCAAAAUACUACUUGUGUUCUGUUUUAUAAAAAUAGAGAAAGAAUUCAUGGCUCUCUUUCUUGGCCAUCCUUCUGUAAUGAAGUUUUUUAACACAGUUCCCCAUUAGGCAUUUUAAUUUUAUUGUUAUCUUUUGUGUAUGUGUCUGUGUGUGUGUGCGCGCACUUGCAAAUGCUGAUUAUCACAGCUGAUCAUUACUACUUUAGACAGAAAGAAAUCGAGAUAUCCAACUAUUUUUUUGCAGGAUAAGAGCAAUAGUUUUCAAAGUCUCAAACAUAAUAAGAAGGUAAAUAUUGCAAUUUUUUGAAACAGACCAAGAGUUUAUCUUAUUUAAUAAGUCCAUACAACAAAUGAGUUUAAAAUGAAGAGAUUGUGAGAACUAAAAUAUCUAUUUAAAAUAUUGUUCAUUUCAGAGAAUCCUCAGGAAACUUAUCAUUCAGAUGCAUUCAUGGUUUAGGAUACUUUUAUAAGAUCUAGACAGAAAUACCCAUGACAUUUAAAUACUCAUCAAACUGACCCUCCUGAGUUUAUACUGGUUAUCUUUAGAAAUUAAUAAUAUACAAAUAUAUAUAAAAAUAAAAACAGAAUAGGUUCUCCAUAUUUGUUGACGGACAGAGCAGCAGAACAAUAGUGACAUUACCACAUCGGUUAUGAUGAAUGUACCUUCACCCUCUCAUUCCAUAAAAGCCCAGAGAACACAUUAGUGCAGAUGUAAUAGAGUCCUCAGAGCAUUAACAUUCCAUUUUGCAAAAGACGUUUUCCAGAAUCUUGGCAGUAGGUGAUUCUGAAACACUUUUGUAUUACCCUCAAUCAUCCCAUAUAAUUAGGAAUCCAGAAUAAGAAUACAAACCUGGCAGUUGUUAUGACUGAAAUUGUCACUGAUACUUAAGGGAAAUUGAAGCAAGAAACAUAAUUUCUUCCUUUAGGUUAUAUCUCAGUGAAAUACUUUACAGCAGCAUACAAUGCACAGCUUGUUUGGGAAAUGAUGAUAUAAUGUAAUAGUGAUGUCAAAAUAACCUAGAGGAACCAAAGCCCAGAAAAACAUUAAAAUGAAGCCCAAAUCAUGAACCUCUUUAAUUGGAACACAUUCAAAAAAGAAGUAUAAUUUUAAGGAAGUUAUUUGGUUAUAAUAAAUUAAGGAGAAAGGUUAUCUGAAGACACUAUUGUUUGACUGCAGGAAUCUCAUUUUAGAAUUAUAAUCAUGCCCAGUUUCAAAGUUUUAAAAAGAAACAUAAAGAUUCAGUACAGACAUAUAAACUCUGUAAACAUACUAAAUUUGAAACUCACCAGAGAUAACUUUUUAAAACAUAAAUCCUAGAAUUAUAAUUUAGAAGACAUCUGAGUAUGGUUAUAUGUAGCAUUUUGUAUCUGAAAUUAUAGACUGUAUUUUAUAAGAAUAAAUUUUGGCCUUGUUUCUCACUAUA
Molecule: messenger RNA, 3626 nt
Organism: Galeopterus variegatus (Sunda flying lemur)
Lineage: Eukaryota; Metazoa; Chordata; Mammalia; Dermoptera; Cynocephalidae
Gene: PRDM5
Product: PR domain containing 5
Exons: 16
Coding region: 90-1982 (630 amino acids)
Biological process (GO): regulation of transcription by RNA polymerase II
Cellular component (GO): nucleus
Molecular function (GO): DNA-binding transcription activator activity, RNA polymerase II-specific; RNA polymerase II cis-regulatory region sequence-specific DNA binding; protein binding
Source: RefSeq, a predicted model, not a curated record